CUCACCCGACGGGGCUUACAUUCAGCCUGUUAACGUCCCCGUGGAGGACAAAUCUUUCCCAUUUUCUUCCCCUAAUGGAGGAAAUCCCCGUCGGGGAUCGGAAAUCGGGGCCCCAUUGCCAUCUUGACCCUGGCGGCGACCCACCUCUCAGGAUUCCAUGCAUCAUCCCCGGCGCAAAAAGGUCGCCCACACCUCUCACCAUCUGGCGCGACGCCAUCCACUUCGUGGCAACGCACAACAGCGCAAGAGACAGGGGCGGCGGCAUUGCCCUCACGUACACCGGCCGGCGGCGAGGUGGAGCUCCUCGUCUUCCCGGUCUUCUCCUUUCCCCUCCCCAAUAUCCCGUAGGCGGCGUGCGGGUGCAGGAUGGAGCUCUCCGGUACGGGAUAUGAUGGAUACAGAUUCCACAAGGAUUUUGAAGCAUUUUUUUCACCACCAGUUUCAGAUCGGAUCAGAGAUUAUAUAUUGUGCUCCAUUUAUUACUCGACGAACUGUUGUAGUAAGGUACUAGAAUACUACUAAUUUGCUGAUUCUAAACCACACGAUUUCUUUGCUUUCAGGUGUGCUCUAAGAAUUUUAGUAUCAAUUGGUACUUUUAGGACCUGUUUAGAUUGGGGAUGAAAAUUUUUUGGGUGUCACAUCGAAUGUGUCGAAAGGAUGUCGGAAGGGUUUUUUUUAGAACUAAUAAAAAAACAAAUUACAUAGCUCGUUAGAAAACUGCAAGACAAAUUUAUUAAGCAUAAUUAAUCUGUCAUUAGCAUAUUUGGAUUAGGCUAAUCAUGGAGUAACUAGGCUUAAAAGAUUCGUCUCGUGAUUCUCAACUAAACUGUGUAAUUAGUUUAUUUUUUAUCUACAUUUAAUGUUCCAUGUGUCCAAAGAUUCGAUGGUAUGGAUGAAAAAUUUUUGGGUGGGGAACUAAAGUAUCACUAGAUACAUGAUCUGUACAGUAUAGAAGAUCCGUUUACGCAUUUCAGCAGUCCUGUACGGAUGUGUAUGUAUAUGUACUCAUGCUCCUGUUUUUCAAUGACACGUACUGACGUACGUAUAAAUAA
Sorghum bicolor (sorghum) is the source of this 1052-nucleotide messenger RNA. RefSeq lists its product as uncharacterized. Bases 75 to 392 code for a protein of 105 amino acids. The record is from RefSeq and is a predicted model, not a curated record. Lineage: Eukaryota; Viridiplantae; Streptophyta; Magnoliopsida; Poales; Poaceae. The transcript has 2 exons.